CGCCCCCCGCUCCCCCACCCUGCCAUCUCAUUCUCUGCCAGUUUUGCUUUGGGUGAUUCUGUUUCAUACUCUUUGACACUGCUCGCCCCGUCAGCAGGUCACCAGUUGGGUUACCAUUCAAAUAUCCACCUCAUGACGUCACUAGCCAAGUCAGGUCAAACAGUAACAAUCCAAUAGUGAGGAAAGUACGUUCGAGGGCGUGGCGCGGCGCGGCCUUGAGGGUCUCCGGGAGGCGACGCAGCAGGACGGUUAUGGAAUCCAGGCCGCUUGAAGAUGCUCCCGGCGGACUGAGUUGCCCCGCCCCACCAGCAUUCCAAGAGGCUGACUUAACUCCUGUGUAGUGAGGCGGCGCAACGGCCGUUGGUGCUCACACUGGCUCGGCGAAGGCCGGGGAGCACACAAGGCAGCAGCCAGGGUCAGGCGAGGUCCUCGACCCAGCACGAGUGUUCGCGUCCCGUUAAGACCCAGUGACAUAAUCUGAAGACCUGAGCUCGCGACGUCGUCAUUUCCGGUUGUACUGCUCGCUGUGCUCACCAGCCGCUGUUUCCGGCGAGUGAGUCCCCACGACACAGGUGUGAGGCAAUGGUGAGUAAUAGGGAUGAGUGAGUGUGUGAGUGAGUAAGAGGAGGCCUCAGUGUGUGGCUGAGGCUGGGAGCGUGAGGCCGCGGUGGAGCACGCUCGGACAGGGCGCCACAUGCUGCCGCCCGUCCAGAGUCCUGCCGCUGACAGGGCGCCGCCGCAUUGCUCCUCGCGACACUCUCGGUUACGCUCCCCCAGACUUGUGUUCGAGUGAGCAGUGUGUGUGGUGACGCCGCGCCGCGAGUGAUGAGUGUGGUGACAGUGACCAAGCUUUUUAAUGAGUCAGUGUGCCCAGUGCUGUGGUGGCGAGAAUCGAGCGCAUACAUACACACAAGGAAAAAUUUUCGUCUGGCGCAUAUGCAGAAAAUUGUAGUGAAAAGUGGUGUGUAUGUUUCACGCAACGCUCCGCGAGUAUUAAUGGCCCUCGCGCCGCCGCCACGUGCUGUGCCGAACCCCGCCUCCCAUGGAUAGAGUGAUACCAGAAGUACAGAGUGCACAGCAGGUGAGAGGAGCGGCGAGCGUGUGUGCCUUCGCGUGGUCCGCCUCCCUCUGCUGCCCGCGUCCUCGCUGACUAAGCCGUGAGUCAGGUCCGUCUUGCUCACAAACGCGCGUAGGCGGAGAGCUGCACGUGCUGGAGGGAACCUACCCGACCCGCGCCGCACAACGCUGUACCCGGGACCAGGUGUGACCAGCAGGCAGGAUGACCGUCGCUGUGGCCGCGUCACUUCACGACCUGCCGCUGUCCCUCGCCCUGCUGCUCGGCAUGGAUGACGUCCCAGACGCCCCGAUGCGUCACCCUCCCCCUCCCCCAUACACCCCCCGCACUACAACGCCCACUACCACCCACGGGCCACAAAUACUACACACCCUCUCCACGCCCACGCACUCCCCAAGGACGACAGGUGACCCACUCACUCAACAAACCCUACCGAAAACAACGUUCGACACCUUCAUCCCUCACCAUCAAGCCUCGACCUCCUUCGAGAGUUACCCUGCGGUUAGCGGCCCUGCAGGUUCCUCCUCCUGGGGUGGAGUGUCCCCUGAAUCUGCUAUCACGCCUUCACUGAGUUUUUAUGGGUCACCCGCCCUCUCCAGCCCUUCCCCUCGUCCGACUCCAACGCCAGAGGGCACGGCAUACUCACAUCACACAGAGAGGGCCUCGCACAGAGUCAGCGUUACCGUGACCGACUUAUCAUCGGCCACCCCAGAGAAUAUUCAGGCGCAGAGUGAUUACACCGGCACCUUUACUGAGUGUGGAUACAGCGCGGAACCAAGUCCAGGCCCGAGCUACACCUCGCUGGCCCAGCUGGUGAGCGAGGACCUACCUGGCUCCUCUGACUGGUCCAGCAUCAGCGGCGCCACUGUGGGUCUGGAAGGGUGGGGAGUGGACCCACUUCCGCCCGCCUGGCCCUCCCCCGUCACUACUGUCACCGCACCCAGUGACCCUGCACCGACGUGGGUGUGGCCCACCCAACCCACAGGGUCUGAAAAUCCAUGGCACCUUCAACCACCCCCGGUGUGUUCCCCGCCCGGUGAACAUGCUGCACUCAGCCCAGCCAGCAGGGAAGUUUCUCAGGGGUUCUUCCGCGGGAAUGGCGCACCCCAUGGCCGCCGCUCCGCCUCCCGCUCGCCUCUCAGCCCGGCGGGCGCUGCGUCAACCCCCUCGCCCCGAGGGGACCUCCCGCCCCGCUCCCCGCUCGCACUGCCAGGCUCACCACACGACACGCGCUCAGCAGACCGGCGUCGUUGGAGAAGACGACAGCAGCAGCAACAGCAUCAAAAAUCUCAGCAGAAGGGUGAAGAGGAGGAGGGUGUGUGGUGGGGGUGUGGUAGCGGGUGGCGGCGGUGGUCGGGGCAGCCCCGCCGCUCACACAGUCUGGUCCCCAUGGAGAGUGCGGGAGGAGCGCGGCCGGUGGAGAGUGGAGGCCCCAGCCCCUUGAGAGGCAGUUCCCCCGGUGACCACACCCCACACGCCCCGGAACAACACACGUCACUCGACGAAGGUCAAGACGACGACGAGGACGACGACACAGAGGAGAGUCGAGUCUGCGUCCCGCCAGACCCGCGAGUGUGGGCUUCGGAGGACAUAUCAACGUGGCUCAGAUGGAUAGUGAAGGAGUUCAACCUGAGGAAGGAGGUGGAUCGCAAGGUCCUGCCAGACACAGGCUGUGAGCUUUGUCGUCUGUCGCGGCGUCGGCUGCAGCGGCUGGUGGGGCGACGCGUGGGGCGGGUCUUGGCGGAGCACCUGGACAUCUGCCUGCAGCGGUUCGGCGCCAAACACCCAACGUCCCCUGAUCCUAACGCUGACCCCUCCACCACCCUGCCCUCCGACGAGUCUUCCGAGGAGGAGGAGGACGAGGACGACGAUGUGGAUCCCUACGAGCUGCUGGGUCCUCGGUCCUCACGGCUGGCAGCGCAAGGGUCAGGCCAGAUCCAGCUGUGGCAGUUCCUUCUGGAGCUCCUCUCAGACCCCGCCAAUGCCGCCGUCAUCACCUGGGAGGGCACCGCGGGGGAGUUCAAGAUUCUCGACCCAGACGAGGUGGCGCGCCGCUGGGGUGAGAGAAAGUCGAAACCCAACAUGAACUACGACAAGCUUUCCCGCGCCCUCCGGUAUUACUACGACAAGAACAUCAUGACCAAGGUGCACGGCAAGCGCUACGCCUACAAGUUCGACUUCCGUGGGCUGGACCAAGUGCGGCAGCAGCAGACGGCCGAGGCGCAGCGCUACCCCGCCGACCUGAGCUUCCUCACUGGGUACUCCCAGCUGCUGGGGAGCACCUCCCCCCUUGGUGCGGGGCCACUGGCACCGCCCUCCCCACACCCACCACCUCCACUACUCUCUCCACCCCCUUACUGGGCCGCCGUGUCUUCCGCAGCUGCCCUGGCCACGACCUCACCGCUAGCCACCUCCUCCCCAUUAGCCACCUCGCCCCUGGCCACCUCGCCGCCACUGGGGCUACACGCCGCGCCCCUCACCUCGCCCCUCAGCUCCCCGCAGCCGGACACCCCAACCACCACAACCGCCGCCGCCCAAAGGACGCUGCCCCACUACCCGUACUCAUGAACCCUGCACAGGGAGUGGGACAAGCCUGCCCCCGUCCGCCACAAGCGGGACCUGCUGGAUUACUUGAUGCUGCUGCGUCUACUUACACCCCCAGAGCCUCCCAGACCCUGGCCUCCAGCUGCAGGCUCCUCUGGCGGGCAAGGGAGUCACCUCGGGGCGUCCUGGGCAACCUCCCGACAACGGUGAGGCCGCGGCACUCCUCGGGGCCUCUGUCCCCUGUUCCCUUCGUCUUCGCGGAACCGCGGGGCCGCACCGAGCGAGAUACUCAAAUUAAUCUAUCUCGUCGAUAAGACUCACAAAUGUUCCUGAAAGCCACACCAAGGGUACAGACGGCUGCCACGGCACAGAUAGGCGUAACAAUACAUAACGCUGUGGCAGCAAACAAACACUAAACACAGGCGUCAGUCAAGUAAUAAACAAAACACCAUGUCACUUAGUUAAGAAUGUCACCAGGCGCCACAACACACACCCUCACAUUGGUACCAAACCAUACGUAAAGUGCAGUACAAGGAAAGGUCACGAAAGACUUCCAUAUUCCAUAACCUAUCCAACUUCUCCCCUCUUCCAACCAAACACUUCCUGUUCUAACGCUCCACGUGCCAAACAAACCACUCCCCUCCUUCUCUUCCCCUCUGCGACAGAUCAGUCAGUGCAAGAGAUAAUAGAUUCACACCCCAUUACAAAACUCAAAAUCCCAACUAAACUCACCACACAUCCACACCGCCCUGACUCUUCACUCUGCGACGCGGUGGACUAGGCUAGGCACCACUCUCUCCACCAUCGCCUCAGCACCGAGUUCCGCACCACCGAGAUGACGCUGCUUGUGAGGGGCUCUGCAGAGCCUCGGGGCGUAGGUGAGGCAGAUGUUACUAACUUGAAAUGUUAAUUAAGAGUACCUGUUCAGCGUCAUACAGUUUGGUUUGGGGACUAGUAUUCCCUGAGUGUUGCAAUUGUAUUAUUUAAGUUCCAUUAUUCGUUCCUCGUGAUAUAUAUACGAGAAUUAUAUUGCCUUACGUACAAGUCCACUUUUUUCUGUGGGCGCGUGUAUGUAGCUCUUUUUAUUUUUAUUUUUAUUAUUUUUUUUUUUUUUGUGUAAUAACGUGUCUUCAACCUGAGCUUGCACCUGAAUAUAAGCAGAGUUUUGAAUCAGUAUAGCAGAUCGACCAUUAAUUAAGUGAGUAGUAAGAAUUAGCAGAAGCAACGACUAGACAGAUAUACGUGUGGUGAAAUUUUCAUAGUUUAGAUUAUGUCUCGCAUGUUUUCUUAAUUACUAACCUUUUCUUGGAAUUAAGACAUAUCAACAUUUGAACAUAUAAUUGCUCAACUACACUUAUAAAUCACCAAGGAGGGGACAGGAGUAAUGCAUUAAAGCCACUCGCACGCUCUUAAAGAAAUACUGUCAGUCUUCAGGUGCACGCUUCUGUUGAACACCUUAACACGUAAAAGUAAGAUCGAAGCAUCUUAUACUCCCCAUUCGUUCAGGUCAGCGUCCCCUCCCUCGCCUCGCCCCAACCCCACCAUUAGGCAAGUCCUCCACAUAUCAAGCCCAACAUUCCCUCAGCCAGUCCCCAGUUGGCUAGCACAGUGAUCAAGCCGGUUCAUGAUUGGUGCAAUGUUCCUCCAGUCAGGACAAAGCAUUCAUUCCUCAUUGUAUUACUACUAGCAUUUAUUUACAUUAAGUGUUGUUAUGCAGUAUUAUUAUAUAGGUGACCUGUAGGUGUUCUGAUUAGCUGUAGUGGCUCAUUGCUGUCAUUAUCCCAGGUGUGUAAGGAUCACCUGUAGGAUGGCGCGCUUGAUCAUCGCUGACGGUGAGAAGCCCGAGUGAUAGAUAGAAAGGUAGUAGAAAAGGAAUGUUUUGCGUAGUUUCGUUAUUAGGGAAAGGGAAGAUAAGUAACCCGAGUGAAAUUUUUGUACGUUUCGAAAGAUUGUGCUCAUAAGAAUCAGUUACAAAAAUAAUUUUAAAAAACGAGUGAUUUAAUAUAGAAAAUAUAAUUCUUUUGUCGUUUCGUUAUGGUAAGAGAAAAUAUGUACUGUGUGUGAAAUAUUGUACGCUUUGAAAGUUUGUGCUCAGAUAAUUACAAAAAUAUAUAAAGGGUGUGACAGAGUGAUUGGAAGUAGAAAACCAAGUUUUUGAAUAGUUCUAGUUUCAUUAUUGAAAAGAAAAUACCUAGUAUGUAAAAUUAUGUACUUCUGAAGAAACUGUGCUCAGAAAAAAAUAUAUAUAUAUGCAGAAAGUUAUCAGUGAGAGAAAAUAAAUAAAUGUAGAAGAAGAGACGCAUCACAAACAUCAACUUUUCCACUUUUCACGAUUACGAUAAAGAAAAAAAAAAAAAGAAAGCUCAUCCACAGGUAAUUAGAUGAAAUAUUGCAAAGACCGUCUUAGGAUGCUGGUCGACACUUGUGUCCUAGAAAAAAAAAAUAAAAGAAUCAGCAGACGGUUUAUGGUGCUCAGUAAGAUUUGCGCACAGAGUCAAUGCAUAAACACACGCUGCCGUUUCGCUUAUGUGCAAGCGCGCGUGUCCAUGUAGAUAGCAAUUCGCACCGCUUCCCACGCCCAUCUGACCUCCAUCUUCUCUUGGUUCUCCUUGGGGCACUAAAAAAAGAACAGCAAAUACACGACACACAAAAUUUAAUAUCGUCACGUAGGUUAGGUCGUCAUAUUUACGAAACUACUUUGUUUAUAUCGAUUUCUCCAGCUUUGUGUCGCUUUUUUUUUUAUGUAUCCAUGUAUUGGGAACUGCUUCGAGCGCUAUACAUACUGGAUUUUGAGUCUUUUGAGGGUUUUUUUCUUUUUUAUAAGCUUUGCAAUAUGAUUUUUUUUUUACAUGUAUGUCAUCUAUCAACAGUAAUCUUUUUAUUGAGCUUCUAUCCUCAACUUUAUGGACUUAAGGACGUAGAGAAUAAGUUUCCUUUUUUGUCUGUUUAUAAGACGAAUAUCCCACCGAUUUACUAAGGGCUACUCGGGGUUAAUAUCCCACGUUCGCCCUUCUUUUAGCUUGACUUAGUACAUUUUCAAGGACUGGUUAUUGCAAAUCAGUACAAGAUUGUCCUUUAUACCCUUCUCCUCCUCCUCCUACUCCUCCUCCUCCUCCUUCUCCUCCUCCUCCUCCUCCUCCUCCUCCUCCUCCUCUUCCUCCUCCUCCUCCUCCUCCUCCUCCUGUCAUAUACUCAUAGGUACAGAUGUUCUACCACGCACCAAGUUGCUAAACAGAACCCGUGAACGCGAUGCCAUAUUAGUUAAAUUCAAUCAAUGCACCUGCUUUCCCAGAACCUCACCUUUUCCCACCUCUCACCUGUCUCUCCCUCUCCCCCCCCACCCUUUACCAGUGCGCCCGUAUAACAUUAGGUCUCCCUUAGCUCAUUUCUGAGGAUUAAGCGUACAAAUGUUGAAUUUUGUGUUUUCGUGAAAAAAAAAAAAAUAGAAAAUCACUAUUAAAAAAAUUAGUUAGUGGAACUCUAAACUCCUCAAAAUAAGGACACACACACACACACACACACACACACACACACACACACAUAGCAACCGCAAAAUCUCACUAAUUAUGCGAUACAAAAGACAGUCCCAAUCAUUUCCCAAAAGGGGCUGGGCACCCUGAUGCCUCCAGCCCUCUUCUCCUGUUCUCCCCCCCUACGCCCUCCACUCCGCCCCCCUUAACUCUGAUCUCACGCGUCCCCGCCACGAGGACGUGAGGCCGACCCAGAGGCUUGUUUAGUUGUAGAUGAAAUGGUUACUUUGUACGAAUCUGUCACGACCAUUUCUGUUCUCUCUCUCUCUCUCUCUCUCUCUCUCUCUCUCUCUCUCUCUCUCUCUCUCUCUCUCUCUCUCUCUCUCUCUCUCUCUC
Molecule: messenger RNA, 7485 nt
Organism: Scylla paramamosain (green mud crab)
Lineage: Eukaryota; Metazoa; Arthropoda; Malacostraca; Decapoda; Portunidae
Exons: 5
Coding region: 1280-3643 (787 amino acids)
Biological process (GO): cell differentiation; regulation of transcription by RNA polymerase II
Cellular component (GO): nucleus
Molecular function (GO): DNA-binding transcription factor activity, RNA polymerase II-specific; sequence-specific DNA binding
Source: RefSeq, a predicted model, not a curated record